AUGUAUUUUUAUGCAAGAACAACAUUUGAAAUCUUACCAGAUGAAAUAAUCUUAGAAAUCUGUCGAUAUCUUCAUUGUAGUCAUGUUCUUUAUUCAUUUUUUGAUUUAAAUACUCGUUUAAAUAAAACAAUAACAUCUUAUUGUCAACAUGUAUGGUUCCGUCGUGCAUCCUAUAAACAAUUACUUUAUAUAUAUCAAUAUAUUUUACCUCGAAUAGGUUCAUCAGUUCUUUCAUUAACAAUUCAUCCAUUACAUCAAGUAUCAUUUCCAUCUUCGUUUAAACAUCAAAUAUCAAAUAUAUUUCCAAAUUUAAAAAACUUUAACAUUAACGAGUUGGACAAGUGA
This is a messenger RNA of Rotaria sp. Silwood2, 345 nucleotides long. Lineage: Eukaryota; Metazoa; Rotifera; Eurotatoria; Philodinida; Philodinidae. The record is from the annotation of a GenBank genome assembly.